Esox lucius (northern pike) is the source of this 1065-nucleotide messenger RNA. RefSeq names its product lymphocyte antigen-6, epidermis (gene lye). The coding region runs from base 198 to 581 and encodes 127 amino acids. The transcript is spliced from 3 exons. NCBI's taxonomy places the organism in Eukaryota, Metazoa, Chordata, Actinopteri, Esociformes, Esocidae. The record is from RefSeq and is a predicted model, not a curated record.
GUAAGCGCCACAUUCAAGCCCACUACAUCCUCAGCAUAUAAGUGGACGUCCAAAGUUGGUCGUCCUCAUUCUACACACCUCAUCAAGCUCCAACUUGUUGUACAAGUUUCCUAUUGCAUUUUUUAGUUGCUUUGUUUCAAUUCACUUUUAACUGAAUUUUUUACUUUUCCAUCACUAAAAGGUCUAUUAGGAUAAAAAUGAAGAAAUUCCUGUGGGGAUGUGUGGCUCUAGUGGGACUCUUUGUUGUGGCUGAGUCCCUGAAUUGCAACACUUGUUCUGUGGGUAUCGGCGGUGUUUGCCUGUUUGGCAAAACUACAACAUGUAGCAUCACCCAGCCCAACUGCUACACUGGACUUGCAGUGUUCAACUUUAGCAGCACGCUUAAGAUCAAAACCAAGGGCUGCCUGGACUCACCUUCCUGCAACAUGACAUAUGUUAACAGUGUCCUGGGUGCUGGCUACUCCGUUACAACGUUCUGCUGCAGCAGCACCGACCUGUGCAAUGGGGCAGGAGUUAUCCAACCCCAUCUAACUGUGGCCCUUGGCGCCGCCCUGGUGGCUGUCAGGAGUAUUUUUGCCUAAACACACCAUUUCCAACAACAAAAAAAUCCAUAGGUUGGUCAAGUUCGUAAUAUACAAAUUGUACUGAAACUGUUUGCAGUGUUGAAACUCGUCUGCAAUGAUGAUGCAGACGAGUUUCACUAAGAUUAGUUCCAAACAGCAACUGGAACUGCUUUUACCUCUAGUAUCUAUAACAUCCUAGUUGGCUUUUUCAAAUAUGAUAUAAUUCAGUCAAUAUAACUUUAUUUACUUUGGGAACACAUAUAUACUCCAGCAUCUUUGCAAGUUAAAUUAAUUAUGACUAUUAAUAUCAUGACGCUUUUUAAAUUCGAUACAUUUUCAACCAUGUCAGUAGUAAAUUCUUAUCUCUCCAACAAGAAAGUUAUUCUCACUUUGUACUUGUUGAUAAAGAUAACUUUUUUAUGUAUUGUAUUAUAUACAACAACAACGAGGCUCCAUUUGUCUAUUUUAUGUGAACAAUGUUUAAUAAAAAUUGUAAAACAUA